AAGAACGCGGCCCUCUGUAAUGGCGGAGCGUGGCGGGGACGGGGGGGACGGUGAGCGAUUCAACCCGGGGGAGCUCAGGAUGGCUCAACAGCAGGCCUUGAGGUUCCGAGGCCCAGCUCCCCCACCAAAUGCAGUGAUGCGAGGCCCACCACCUCUCAUGCGACCUCCUCCACCUUUUGGUAUGAUGCGAGGCCCUCCUCCACCACCUCGGCCCCCAUUUGGACGUCCUCCUUUUGAUCCUAAUAUGCCACCAAUGCCUCCCCCAGGAGGGAUUCCUCCACCUAUGGGCCCUCCACACCUCCAGAGACCACCUUUCAUGCCUCCACCCAUGGGAACCAUGCCUCCUCCACCGGGUAUGAUGUUUCCACCAGGAAUGCCUCCUGUGACUGCUCCUGGUACUCCAGCGCUGCCUCCUACUGAGGAGAUAUGGGUUGAAAAUAAAACUCCAGAUGGGAAGGUUUAUUAUUACAAUGCUCGGACACGUGAAUCUGCAUGGACCAAGCCAGAUGGAGUUAAGGUCAUUCAGCAGUCAGAACUGACACCUAUGCUUGCAGCCCAGGCCCAGGUUCAGGCCCAGGCCCAGGCCCAGGCCCAGGCGCAGGCACAGGCACAGGCACAGGCACAGGCACAAGCUCAAGCUCAAGCUCAAGCUCAAGCUCAAGCGCAGGCCCAGGCACAAGCGCAGGCGCAGGCACAGGCACAGGCUCAGGCUCAGGCUCAGGCUCAGGCCCAGGCCCAGGCCCAGGCCCAGGCCCAGGUGCAGGCGCAAGUGCAAGCACAAGCAGUGGGAGCUUCCACCCCUACGACCAGUAGCCCAGCACCUGCGGUAUCCACUUCAACGUCAUCAUCAACCCCAUCCUCUACCACUUCUACCACAACAACUGCCUCUUCAGUUUCGCAGACAGUAUCAAAGUUUCCAGUUUUUCUAAUUGAGGAGGCAAGAAUAAUGCAUGUGAAACAAUUAGAGAAUAGCGUGCAAAGUUAUGCAGCGAAAAUAGAAGAUAUAAGAAUUCAAGAAAACGGAGAGACAACACCCACAACACAAGAUCAGACCCCAAGUUCUGCUGUUUCAGUUGCCACGCCUACAGUUAGUGUUUCAACUCCUGCUCCUACAGCCACACCUGUGCAAACUGUUCCUCAGCCACACCCCCAGGCGUUACCUCCUGCUGUUCCUCAUUCAGUACCUCAGCCAGCAGCAGCAAUACCUGCUUUUCCACCAGUAAUGGUACCUCCAUUUCGUGUUCCCCUUCCUGGCAUGCCAAUUCCACUUCCAGGUGUAGCAAUGAUGCAAAUAGUCAGCUGCCCGUAUGUAAAGACAGUCGCUACCACCAAGACCGGUGUAUUGCCAGGAAUGGCCCCUCCUAUUGUACCCAUGAUACACCCCCAGGUUGCUAUUGCAGCUUCACCUGCUACCUUAGCUGGAGCAACAGCAGUUUCUGAGUGGACUGAAUAUAAAACAGCAGAUGGGAAGACAUAUUAUUAUAAUAAUAGAACAUUAGAAUCAACCUGGGAAAAACCCCAAGAGCUAAAGGAAAAAGAAAAAUUAGAGGAGAAGAUUAAAGAGCCAAUUAAAGAACCUUCUGAAGAACCUCUGCCAAUGGAAACGGAGGAGGAGGAUCCUAAAGAAGAGCCAAUAAAGGAGAUAAAAGAGGAGCCCAAAGAAGAGGAGAUGACUGAGGAAGAAAAGGCUGCCCAGAAGGCAAAACCAGUGGCUACUACUCCUAUUCCUGGUACUCCAUGGUGUGUUGUUUGGACUGGUGAUGAGAGGGUCUUCUUUUAUAAUCCUACCACCCGUCUUUCUAUGUGGGACCGACCUGAUGAUCUGAUUGGAAGGGCGGAUGUUGACAAAAUUAUUCAGGAGCCCCCUCAUAAAAAAGGAAUGGAAGAAGUGAAGAAACUAAGGCACCCAACCCCGACAAUGCUAUCCAUCCAAAAGUGGCAGUUCUCUAUGAGCGCAAUUAAAGAAGAACAAGAAUUAAUGGAAGAAAUGAAUGAAGAUGAACCUGUUAAAGCCAAAAAACGCAAGAGAGACGAUAAUAAAGACAUUGAUUCAGAGAAAGAAGCUGCCAUGGAAGCUGAAAUUAAAGCUGCCCGAGAAAGGGCCAUUGUCCCUCUGGAGGCCCGAAUGAAGCAGUUCAAGGACAUGCUGCUAGAGAGAGGGGUGUCUGCUUUUUCAACAUGGGAGAAGGAGUUACACAAGAUAGUUUUUGAUCCUCGGUACUUAUUGCUUAAUCCAAAAGAGAGAAAACAGGUAUUUGAUCAGUAUGUAAAGACCAGGGCAGAGGAAGAACGCAGGGAAAAGAAAAACAAAAUAAUGCAAGCCAAGGAAGAUUUCAAAAAAAUGAUGGAAGAAGCAAAAUUUAAUCCAAGAGCUACUUUUAGUGAAUUUGCAGCCAAGCAUGCUAAAGAUUCAAGAUUCAAAGCAAUUGAAAAGAUGAAAGAUCGAGAAGCCUUGUUUAAUGAAUUUGUGGCAGCUGCAAGGAAAAAAGAGAAAGAAGAUUCGAAGACCAGAGGUGAGAAGAUAAAAUCAGAUUUCUUUGAACUAUUAUCUAAUCAUCACUUGGACAGUCAGUCUCGAUGGAGCAAAGUAAAAGACAAAGUAGAAAGUGAUCCACGUUACAAAGCAGUGGAUAGUUCAUCAAUGAGAGAAGACCUUUUCAAACAGUACAUUGAAAAAAUAGCCAAGAAUUUAGACUCAGAAAAAGAAAAGGAGCUUGAAAGGCAAGCCCGCAUUGAGGCAAGCCUCCGAGAAAGAGAAAGAGAGGUGCAGAAGGCUCGUUCAGAACAAACAAAAGAAAUAGAUCGAGAGAGAGAACAGCACAAACGAGAAGAAGCUAUCCAGAAUUUCAAGGCUCUUCUGUCUGAUAUGGUACGUUCUUCAGAUGUGUCCUGGUCUGAUACUCGGAGGACUCUUCGGAAAGAUCACCGCUGGGAAUCUGGAUCCUUGUUGGAAAGAGAGGAGAAAGAGAAGCUUUUUAAUGAACACAUUGAAGCACUUACCAAAAAGAAGAGGGAGCACUUUAGGCAACUUUUGGAUGAAACUUCUGCAAUUACCUUAACAUCCACGUGGAAAGAAGUAAAAAAAAUCAUUAAGGAAGAUCCUCGGUGCAUUAAGUUCUCCUCCAGUGACAGGAAAAAACAAAGAGAGUUUGAAGAAUACAUCAGAGACAAAUACAUCACAGCCAAAGCUGACUUCAGGACGCUUUUGAAAGAGACCAAAUUUAUAACAUAUAGAUCCAAAAAGCUAAUCCAGGAAUCUGAUCAGCACCUGAAAGAUGUAGAAAAAAUUUUGCAGAAUGACAAACGGUAUCUAGUACUAGACUGUGUGCCAGAGGAGAGGCGCAAACUGAUUGUGGCAUAUGUGGAUGACCUGGAUCGCCGGGGUCCACCCCCACCUCCCACAGCAUCAGAGCCCACAAGACGAUCAACAAAAUAAUUCUGAAUACUCUUCCACAGGGGUGUCUGUUAAUUCAAAACGCUUGCAUGAGCCAAUUUUCAGGUUUUUACAUGUAUGUGCAUUAGUCAAACUAUUGCAAAACCAUCUGAUGAACAGAAGGAGAAGCAUCCGUGAACAGUUUCUGAACAGAGAACACUUUGGAAAUAUUUAUGCUUUUCUUUGUGUGGCAUGACUGACUUGCAUCCUCAAAUAUAGGCUGUCUCUAGUAAAUCUAAAAUCUUGAAGCUAAAAAAUUAUCCUUCUAUGAGGUGUGGAAGUCAGUGACUUUUGGUGACGUUCUUUCUAGCAGUGUUAUAAUACAUGCAAGACGUAAGAGCAUUUGUGGUUUGAACUUGCAAGAUGCAGAUACCACAGACUCCAAAAAAACCUAAGUUGGGGUUUGUUUUGUUUUGAUUUUGUUUUUUAAAGCGGGUAAAAGACAAAACACUGAAAAUUGAAUUCUUAUCUUCCAGAGGCUAAGAUUAUUAUAAUGGACAUACUUUUACCUUUGUCUCUAAAGAACACUUUAGUUUUAUUUGUUCACUUAUGUGCUUUGAUUAUCCCCUUUGAAUUAUAGGCCAAGUCUUGUUGUUUAGCCUAAGAGAAGAUUUAUUUAGUAAUUUCUUCUCAGGUAUGGAACCACGGUCAUAACUAACAUGUUGACCAGACUAGGACUGCUGGUUAAAAACAUUUUAUUCACCAUUAAGUGAUCUUUAUCAAUAUUCUGGAUUAGACAACAAAUUACCUUUCUUGGGUGUUCCCUGUAAACUGUACUCCUAUUUGAAUGUUAAAUUUUUGUUUCUAAAGUUUAAUUUUAAGAUGUUUGAAUGUUCAGUUUAUGUAUUUGAACUACAAUAAACCAACCCUUUUUAUAUA
Lagenorhynchus albirostris (white-beaked dolphin) is the source of this 4312-nucleotide messenger RNA. It is a transcript of the gene TCERG1, whose product is annotated as transcription elongation regulator 1. Gene Ontology annotation, cellular component: nucleus. Gene Ontology annotation, molecular function: transcription coregulator activity; RNA polymerase binding. Bases 20 to 3436 code for a protein of 1138 amino acids. The transcript is spliced from 23 exons. NCBI's taxonomy places the organism in Eukaryota, Metazoa, Chordata, Mammalia, Artiodactyla, Delphinidae. The record is from RefSeq and is a predicted model, not a curated record.